AGAACCGGGGCAAUGUUUAACCCGCACACCGUGAUGAUUGCGACCCUUCUGCCGCCUCUGCUGCUGCUGCUUGUGCCGGUCUGCUGCUCCACGGGGGAAGCUGAGCCAAGUCCACCUCCGAAACAUUACUAUGUAGCAGCUGUGGAGAUCGGCUGGGACUACAUCCACCUGGACGAAGCUGACCCAGAGUCCGAGCAAAGGUGAACUUUUCUUACUUUGGUUAAGCCAGACCUCUCUGUUGUGUUAUUAAGAAUUAUAAAUUGUAACACUUUACAAUAACCAUAAUUUAUAAAUGGCAAACAGACAGUUUAUUAAUGUUUAAUCAUUUUAUAAAAAAGCAUAUAGAUUGAUUAUAAAUGGGAAAUAGAUAGUUUAUUAAUGUUUAAGCAUAAUUUAAAAACAGCAUAUAGAUUAAUUAUAAAUGGGAAAUAGAUAGUUUAUUAAUGUUUAAUCAUCAUUUAAAACAGCUGGCAAAUAGAUAGUUUAUUAAUGUAACUUAAUAGUCACUUUACCAUUAACAAGCAAUGAAAUUAUGAUUAAUAAUUUAAUGAAUUACUAAUAGACUAUUUAUUAAAGGUUUAUAUAGAGUUGAAAUAUUGGUUGUAAAACAUCUUGAUUAAAAUGUGUGUCAGUAUCACUUUGUAAAUGGUUAAUAUUUGUUUUUUAAACCACCUAUGAACAUUACUUAGAUGGUUAUUGUAAAGUUGCAACUGAUGUUUGUAAUACUUUGUAAAUGAUUAAUAACUGGUUUAUAAACCAUCUAUAAAUCUUACUAGAUGGUUAUUGUAAAGUUAGGGUUAGGUUUUUAAAAUUGUAAAAUUUACAAUUUAUUAAUGGUCUAUAUGCUACUUAUAAACGAUAAUUAAACAUUCAUAAACUAACUGCUUACCAUUUAUAAGUGGUCUAUUUACCAUUUAUAAGUUAUGGUUAUUGUAAAGUGUUACCUUAUUGACUUUGAAGACUAUUUUUGUUUGUCAUAGUGGCAGUCAAAAUAAGUGAACAGGGCUUCCUCUGUUUUUAUAAUCUACGAUCCAGGUAGAAAUUGUAGACAUUUUUAAACAACGACAUUUUUGAUCUGAAUGUAACUUUUCUUCCGUCGUAAAUGAUGAUUAAUUUCAGUCAUAAUCUACGUUUUGUUUUAUGAACUAAGGAGGUCCAAAGAUAUUCCUCAAAAAUACAUCAAAGCAGUGUACAGGGAGUACACAGACUCAACAUACACUGAACCCAAACCAACGCCAGCAUGGACAGGUAGGUUUCUUCUUGAAUAUUCUCAAACUUGUCAGACUUAACAAGAUUUGUGAUAUUUACCAUAUCCUUGUUAAUAUUUUAGCAUCAUUUGAUUACCAAAGACAACCUUGAGUUGGCUUUUUUAGAAAUAAGACUAGUGGCAAAAUGACAUGAACUAAACCGACAAAUUAAAUGACUGAUUCUGAUGUUUCCCUGACUUUUCAGCGCAGGUAACACAAAUUGACGGCUGUUAGUUAACUCUCAGAAUAUCUUAUUCUUCUGGUUGCAGGUAUUCAAGGUCCAGUAAUUGUGGCCCAAGCCAAUGACAGGUUGGUGGUCCACUUCAAAAACUUGGCCUCACAGUCGUACAGUAUCAGCCCUGUGGGGAUCAGCUACUGGAAACAGUCUGAAGGUAUUUGACUACAUGGAAAAAGCUGAAGUCAUUCUUUAAACGUGAAUUCUGUUUCUGUCUCUCUUGCACUUAGCUCACUAACAUAACAUUAGUCAACAGCAUCCUGAUCGUCUUGUGCAUUUUCUUGACUCAGCAUUUUGACUCACAACCUCUUGGUACUGUGAAGUCUGUAUUACAGCAUACGUGAGUCAAUCACAGGCUAUGAAAAACCCUUGAGCCUGGUGAUACUAUCCAUCUACUGUAUUAAGCAGGAAAUCCAAAUCUGAUCUUUUUACUCAUGUCUUUAUGAAGAAGUCCAGAGAAAUUUGGGGACCAAAUAGGAGCACAGACAAAAAAUACUCUGACAGAAGGAAAGAGAGUAAAAAUCUAAUGACUAUGACCCAGAUUUGUCCAUGCUGGUCAAGAGUUACUUGCCAAAAAUGAUGCCUCUUAUUCACUAGAAAACACACAAAGCGACCGUUAUCAUUAUCUCCUGUGUGCAGUUUCCUCGGAGCUGAACGGUCAUUGUAACCACAUCAAGUCUCCACCUUCAACAAACACACAGGAAUGUAAUGUGAUUAUAAGAGUACUACACUGCAGAGGAAACGUUUGAACAUCCCUGACCUGAAGGUUCAUACUCUUCAGAGGAGACGUUGGCAUUUUUUCCUCAUGCUGCUGUACAACUGAAAUACUAAUUUCCUGUAAACAGCUCAAGUCUUCCUCACACAGGGUUUAAUUCCUAUUAGCGGAUUUGGCAUAAUCUGAAAAGCUGCACAUGUCAGGGCAAAAAGUGAGCCACCAUGAAGCUGAUCUUUUUACAUAACCUUGUAGUAUUUAGGGGGAAGACGUUAUUACACAUUUAGAUGAGUCAGUGCCAGACCAGAUACAAUGUGGUCUUACUUUGUUCUCUAUUUACAGCUGCAGCUAGGAUGUGGGGAGUUUUUCGUAGUAAAAGUUGCCAUUUACAACAUUCCCGAGUCAUGAUUUCCACAAUUCCGUGUCCUGCCUUUUCUUGAUUUGACAACAUUAGUUUUCCUUUCCCUGCUUUGACUCACCUCUACUGCUCCACGUGAGCAGAGUCAUGAAUGCUGCAUCUUUGUUUUCCAGGAGCUGGCUAUGAUGACUCCACAACAGGCCAGGAGAAGGAGGAUGACGCUGUACCCCCUGGAGGGUACUAUGAGUACGUGUGGGACAUCAACCCCAAAGUUGGUCCCACCAUCAGUGAUCCAGAGUGUCUCACCUACUCCUACUCAUCCCAGGUGGACCCGGUCCGUGAUGUUAACUCAGGACUCAUUGGUGCCUUGCUCAUCUGCAAAUCAAGUACGGACAGAAGGGGACCUUGAUUUGAUAACUUUUAAGAGAACUUCUAUAAUUAAUUGGUUUUCAGAGCUGUUAACUGCAUCAUUACUCGAGAUGUUAACUGGAGUUGAAGUUUAGGAGUGGCUGUGAUUUAAAGUUAUCCAGUUUUUUUAUUUAAUCCUUUAUUCAACCAUUUUACUGACAAAGGUACUCUAUCAAAGUGAGAGAUGAAGAGAUUAUAUUACAACACUUUUAAGGGCAGCUACCCUGUAUAUAACAUUUUAAAGAAAUUUAAGCCAAAACUGCAAUCACUUAUAUCCUAGUGACACCCAAAGAAAAGAAAACCCCACUUUGUUAUAAAACAUCGCUUGUAUAAUUUGUGUUUUCCCAGGUGCUUUUGGUAAAGAUGGCCAGAAGAAGAAUCCACCAUUGGUCCUGUUGUUUGCAGUGUUUGAUGAGACAAAAAGCUGGUACGGGGAGGUAGGAGCAGAGCGAAGGAGCAGAGAGAAGUUCAAGGGGAGCAACCACAAGAAAGAAUACCACACCAUCAAUGGAUAUGUCAACUCUACAUUACCCGGUAAUAGACCAGACUGGCUGUAGACCAGGAGUUUGUUCUAUGAAGCUGUGUUAUGAAGUUAAUGUUAAGUGUUGCUCACAUGGCGCUCAGCAUAUCAGCGGACCACACAAGAGUAUGACCUCUGUCUUCUGCGUUUGCAGGUUUGAAAGUGUGUCAGGGUCGUAAUCUUGUGUCUUGGCAUCUGAUUGGGAUGGGCACAACUCCAGGAAUACACUCUAUUCAGUUUCAGGAUCACACCCUGCAGGUAAUUCAAGUUUUUGACACCCUGGAAGUGCAGGUUGAAGAAAAGCAAGUUGUUACAUCCAGAAAUAUUAAACUUUUUUGUUGCUUUGAAAACUUUUUGAAAGUGUUGAAACUGGUUUAGGAGACAUUUUAUUUCAGAGUGCUUUCUACCCAAGAGCUCAUGAGAGGAUUGAUACCUCUUCUGUACAUUUAGUAAGCAGUAGGAGUCAGGGGACGUCUCCCCUAGCUUGGCCAAACACUGGAAUUAAACAAGAACAUAUCUAAACCAUUUUAAACAGAGAAGCUAAAAUGAUCAGCUUUUGAUCCUCAGCCCACUGAAGCUGUAGGAUCCAGACUCCAGUUUGAUAGGGAACAUAAGAGAGGGUUUUACCCUCCUCCUGUGUUAGGGUCUGCACCAACCCGUUUUUGUUUUUAAUGCUUAAAAGAACCACUUCAAUUAGUUUUUUUGCAUCAAGACUUUUUGACUUUGUCAGGAACCUCUAUCUUAACAAAAUAAAAAUCAAAAAUUAAAUUGACUAAAUUAUAAAAUGCACUUCUUAAAAUUAUGGCACUUGUCAUGUUAGGGUCGCUGUUGACCCGGUUAGAUCAAUAUCCAAUAAUAAGAGCAAAAACUGAAAUCAUAAGUGCACUGUCAGGCACCACACUGACAAUUAGAUCUUCUUCCAAUCAUGGGAGAUUUAGGAAAUCCUCAUUUUGCCUGGUUCACAACAACAUCGGGCAUGUCCAGACAUGUGAGAUCAGUUCACUAUGGAUGUCUGUAUGAGGGGUAUACUGACAAAGAAAGGCCCAGAGGCUCACUACAAAAACUAUUGUAGCCAAUAUUUUCAUGGAAUGAAGCCCAACAAGGUAACCUAGAGAUGAGAACCAAAUUGGAUGAUAGAGAAUUGUUUUUGGUGUAAUUUACAGCUGAUUUAAGAGACGGGUCAAAACUGACCCUGAACAUGGUGGGUGCGUAGUAGAAGCUAACACAGAAGGAAGGUUUGGUGAUACUCUCAUUAGACUCAAAGCAGGAGAAAAUGCUUAAUUUACAAAAUUUACUGCCUUGACUUGUAAGUACCUCAUAUUGGUUUGGCUUUUUAGGUGUUGAACCAUCGUAAAGCCACCAUGGAGGUGACCCCUAUGACAUUCAUCACUGCAGAGCUGAAGCCCACUUCUAUUGGCCGCUUCCUCAUUAGCUGUCAGAUACAAGCUCACCGCCAUGGUAAGAAACAACAGAAAAGUUUUGGGGAAUGAUUACAGUUUUUUUUUAGUUUUUUUUAUCACAAUAGUUCAGCUUCCUCAAAGAGUGACUGUGUUUCAAAUUUAAAACGCUUCUCCUGCCCAGAUGGUAUGAACGCGAUGUUUGUGGUGGAGAAAUGCUCUGAGCCUGCCACUGCACCUGGACCAGACCUGCGUAAAGUCAAAUACAAGGAUGACGAGAACAUCAGUUACGACUACUAUGACGACAAUUUGUUCAACUCCCUCAGCUUUCACACACCUCAGGUGCAAGCCAGAUCAAGCCGGGGGGAGCAGUCUCGGACAUGGGAGCACUUCAUCGCCAUUGAAGAGGUCAUGUGGGAAUAUGCUGGUCAUCUCAAACCCACAGACAGGUAAGACACGUGUAUGAGCAUGAGAGAAGAAGAGGAAGGACAUCCUGUUUGUCAAAGUAUUUACCUAAUAUUUCCUUAUUUCUACUCCUUAGUGAGCUGCAGUCAAAGUAUCUGUCUGCUGCGCCACAUCACCUGGGCUACAGGUAUAAAAAGGUAGCCUAUGUGGAGUACACAGAUGGGUCUUUCACUAAGAAGAAAAACCCUGGCAGAGUGCUGUUGGGUCCGCUUCUGAAAGGAAAAGUCAAUGACAGAAUUCAAGUAAGGAACACCUUUUUUGAGCACAGAGAACACUCAUAUUAGCCUUCAUGCAAGAUAGGAAAUGAUCAAAACAAAGGUCAAGUUAUUUGGCAAUUUUGAGCCCUUUGUAAUUAAGGCUUUUAGGUGAUUUCCUCUGAUUUUUAAAUUUUGUUUCCAGAUUACUUUGAGAAACAUGGCUGAUCGCCCGUUCAAUAUCUACCCAAAUGGGCUGACCCAGGUAUAUCCACUGGACAGAUCCUCAAAGGGUAAGCCUCGACAUAUACGCUUAGCAAAUGACUGGCUGACUGGUGUAUUUAUAAGGUUUUAAGUGCUUUAAGCUUGAAGGCCCAGGACAUAUAUUUGAUCAGGAUGAAGAAAAUGAGAAAGAAGUUGAUGAAUUCCAUUGAUACCACAACAUGAAAUUUACCUGCUGAUGUCUCCUUCUUAAUUUAAAGUGAAUUAUUUAAAGUGUAUUUUUUAUUAUUGUGUUUGGCCUGAACCUGACCUCAAGUUGAUUCCGUAAAAGCAUUGCAUGAAGCGUUGGCUUUAUGCAAUGCUUUUAACCAGCCUUAUUGCUAAAGUAUCAUUUGCAUAACUUUGUUCCUCGUUUUUUAGAUUCUGUACGCAGCAGUCUUAGAUUAUGUUUUCUUUUUGUAGAUUAAAAUCUUAAAACCUGAACUCAUCUUAACCCUUAGUCAAUAUCACACCCACAAUGAGACAUCCAUUUAAUGGCCCUGUCAGCCCUCACCAUUAACAUGUGUGGAAACGUACCGCAGAGUUUGGAUUUCCACUUACCAAGUUACAGAAAAUUAAUUGUUUGUUACAAUUACUGUUACCGCUGACUACUAAGUUGCUGCAUUAUUUAGGUAAUUAGUUAUUUGAGAAAAUAACUUAAGCGUUACUUCUUUUUACCCUGCCUCAAGUCUCAUCUGUAUUUUACUGAUUAGUUCUCCAAAAGCAGUGAACAGUUCAAACUUCAUCCUCUACUUGUGACCAUGAAGAGACUUGGAGUUGUGGUAACCUGGUGCUGAAUAAAGCAUCACAAAAACUGGUGAUAACCUAUAACAUACCUGCCAUUUCUCCCGGGAAUCUCCCGUAGUUUGAUCAUCCAUGUUCAUUCAUGAAUCGGCUCACUAUAUUUGUCCAAAGCUGCCAGGUUUCCAGACAACCGAAGUUUGUCCUGUGUUUCUGCUGAGCCUCACAGACACUGGAAUGAUACUUUUACUUUACAGUUUGGGAUGAUUCAGGUCGAUUUAACCUAUAAACUAUAUUUAAGCAGUGUUUGUUGCAAAAUGAACACUUCAAUGAACGUGAUAUAAUAUUAACGUUGAUAGUCUUGCACCUUCUCGCAGUGAUGCGUUCAGGGCAGCCUCAAAUAAAAGAGUGCUGUAUUUCACGCACAGAUGUUCAGAAGAGCCUCAUACGGGAGAGCAUGUAAAACAUAUGAGGACUUUAACACUAAUAUAAGUGGACACAAUAAGUUAAAAGCAUAUCAUAGCUUAUUUUUUUAUGACCAUUUGUUAUUGUUAAAACAAAACAAAAAAGUAUGCAGCUUCACUUCUACUUAUUUGGAUGAGCAAUUUAAUUACAAAUACUCUCAUGAUUAGCUCAUAUCCACCAUACAAGGUAACCUCAAAACUCCCCAGAUUUUAUAACCCAAAUGUUGGCAGGUAUGACCUCCAAUAGCAAAAAAAAAAAAAAAUGUUAGCGGCCCUCUUGUCUUCAUCUUAUGGCUAAGUUCAGUCUGAUCUUCUCUAACCUGCAGAGAAAGACCUGCGCUCAAUGGGAGUUCCCCCGAACGGGACAUUUACCUAUGUUUGGAAGCUGACAGUUGAUGAUGGGCCCCUGAAGGAGGACCCCCAGUGUCUGAUCCAACUGUAUCAGAGCACCUUCAACCCAGAGAGGGACUUGGCUUCCGGGCUGGUGGGCACCCUGUUAAUCUGCAAGCAUGAAGCCAUAGACACCAGAGGACGCCUGGUGAGAUGAAUGUUUAUGUUGGAGGUGUUUGCUUUUUUACAAAGACGAAACUCCUUUCAAGUUUCAACAAGAUUGUCACUCACCUGCUCUUAUGUAACAACUCUCUCUGUGUCUCUUGUUCUGUUUCUAUUUUUGCCUCCAGCUUGGGCCUGAUAAAGAGCUGAGCGUGAUAUUUGCUGUGUUCGAUGAGAACAGAAGUUGGUACUUUAAUGAAAGCAUGCAGAAUUCCAGCCAGGUCUCUCCAAAUACAGCUGACCCUGAAUUCUACAACUCAAAUGUCAUUUACAGUAAGUUCGAGACAGAUUUCUCUGUGUAUUGAUGUAGUAUCAGAGUAUUGGAUUACACUGGCAUAUCAAGAUGAAUUUUAAAAACUGAAUAUUCUUUCACACACAGGUGUAAAUGGCAUCAUGUUCAGCAGGCGCCAGUUUGCUCUUUAUAAAACUGAUGUUACCUUCUGGCACGUAGCCAGUGUGGGUACCCAGAGUGAUUUCCUCUCAGUUUACUUCACUGGAAACCUCUUUCAGUACCAAGGCCUCCACCAGUCUGCCCUCACGCUCUUCCCUAUGACUGGUGUGACCGUUACCAUGGAACCAGAGGUGAUAGGUAAGGCCAAAGUGUCACUUAUUGUAACAUCAUAACUAUCCAGCUCAGAAAAUGUCAUCUCAUAGCUUUGGGUUGGUCAUUCUGAUGUUGUUUCCUGCUUCAUCUUGGUCAUACUCUUCUCAUAUCUGCCUAAACUUAAUCCCAAAUUCCAGCAAAGAGGCUCCUGAUAAGAAUUAGUAACUCUAGGUAUAUUGACUAUCACCAUUUCUUGGCUAGUUCAACAAAUGUCUGCUAGCAUGAUACUUCACGAUGAAUAUAUUCAUGGUUUUUUGCUCGGAAAUAAAGAAAAAGUGCAGGUAUUUCGCACCAGAGUCGUAUUAAUUCUUGUGCUUGUCUUCUCUCAGGUGAGUGGGAGAUCAGUGCCUUCGAUAGCAGCCUGAAAAACCGUGGUAUGAGCAUCCGUUACACUGUUCUUUACUCCAGCGCCGGAGAAUUCGCAUUAGUGGACCGACAUGAGGAUGAAGAUAUUUCUGAUUACCUUGAUCAGCUGGAUUUUCAGCCAAGGAGCAGGCGGUCUCAUAAUCACACAGUUCUGGUUACAGUAUGCAACAACAAAACUCAGUCAGUGAACACUUCUGGUAUAAAUGUCACUGAAGCUGAGGGGACUGGAGGACAGCUAGGAUGUCAGCAAAAGGAAGUGGUAGUGGAGGAGCCAGAUGAAGAAAUCCCUCUGGAUAUCUUGGAGGAGAUAGGAAGAGAAGGAGAAUGGACUGAACCUCAGAAUGGGACUGAAGCUGAAGGAGAGGGAGGGAGGAGACAAAAAAGACAAGCUGAGGGUAACUUUACAGAUGUAGACAUCAGUUCUGGUGCCUCUGAAGAUGGUAGCACUGAGAUAGAGAUUGGAGAACAGGCUAUAAACAUUACAACUUACCAAGGUGGGAGGGUUAAAAUAAAUAUAAUUGGUGAACUGUUAAGUUUAAGAAAUCAGACCAAGGCAGAGCUUGAUGAGGGUAAUGAGAUCUUAAUGGGAGAAAACUCACUGGAAACCAUACAGAGCCCAACAGUCGAAGACAUAUAUUCAGAGGAAAUGUAUCCGAACGAAAUUGAAUCUGAGGGUGUCAGACUUGAUAAGGACCGGCGGCAUGUGGAACUCAACCUGACUGCUGAUAACAACAACACAGCAAUGACUGACUUCUCUUUGGAGUAUGACUACUACGACCAAGAGGUACUAUCUUCUGUCUGAAUGUCCCUCAAACAUUCCUCAAAGGGAUAUUAUUCUGUAUUUUGUUGCCAGACUUUGUCCUGUAUUAAUAUUUACAUCCUGACACAGGUAAACAGCACUCUAGAUGCGUUUGGUACGGAUCAUGUGGACCCGCGGUCUCUAAAGCCCAAAGAAGAAACCUACUACAUAGCGGCAGAGGAGAUCACAUGGGACUACGGCAUCAAAAAACCACAUCAGCUUAUUAAACUCAGGUAAUAUGAUAAUGUUACGUCAGAUUAAGAUGCAGGAGUUUUACAAGUUGAGAAAUAGGCUUACUUACCUACCCAGAGAUUUUUGAGUCUGGGUUUUAUGGAGCAACAGUCUGGAAACUAGACUAGUACUAGACCAGGACCAGGAGGAAAUAUCUCAUCCAUGACUCUGACUAGACUUCCUUGGUUGCAUGUACUCAUCUCUCAAGUACCUUACAUAACAUAAACUUACCAAUGCUGCUCUUUGUACUUUUUAACGGGUGACUGUUUUUAGUUUAAAUCCCUGAUUUGUCUUAUGUUACCACUGAAUGUACGAUAUUGUUGAUUCUGUCCUUUCAUAAUAAUGUCCACAAUUAUAAAAAGCUUUUUUUUUAGAAGAAAUCAUCAUUGUUCAGCACAGAAAAAACAAUCCUGAGCUGAGGCAAACCAAACAUAUGCAGUUUUAAAAAUUCAAGGUUAUCUUCUCUUUAGGGAAAUGCGUCGCGGGAUAAGGAAGUUCCUGCCAGAGUAUAAGAAAGUUGUGUUUCGAGCCUACUGGGAUAAAAACUUUGAGCGUCCCAUAGGCAGAGGAGAGCUCCAGGAACACCUGGGAAUUAUGGGACCUGUUAUCAAAGCUGAGAUCAACGAACGCUUUACAGUGAGUAGUGCUUUUGCGUGGCAGAAAAUAAAGGAUAAAAACUAUGCCUUCCAGUGGUCACAUGAUUGAGCUACACUCAGACAGUCCUUGUAAAGAACGUGUAGUAAAGAAUAUGUGAAGACAACGCUGCCUGGUUUUUCUGUCUUUUUCAAGGUGAUCUUUAAGAACAAAGCAUCCAGGCCGUACUCUUUUCACCUUCAUGGAGUCUACGAUCAUGCACAUGGGAUCAGUGCCGUCCAAACCCACUCCCCAGAGGCUCCAUUUGGGGUCCCAGGGGAGCCAGUGCCUCCUGGGGAGGCUCGGACCUACAACUGGGGAAUAACCAAGAAGCAAGGACCAUCAGAUAGUGAAUUUGACUGCAAGGCUGGAGCUUACUACUCCACUGUCGACAAGGUCCUUUGGUGUUUUUACUUAAUCGUUACUCAAACUUGUAUUUUCAUGUAAAUACAACAUCCACUGUAUUUUUAUGAAAUUUAGAUACUUGAGUGUGGAUACUCUGAGUCAUCUAUUAGCUUUACUAAGUACUAGUAUGCGUGUACUAAAAAUGCAGUGCUCUACGUGGUUGUUUAGUUGAUUGUCAUUUGUAUUUAGCACCAAAAGGCUUUUCUUUUUAAAGAAAUUAAAUUACAACUAUGAAAUGUUUCUCAUUUAAGUCCAAAGUUUCAUCAUUUUUCAAUUAUUUCUUAAAUUGAUAAAGCCCAGGUAUUCUACAAAUAUUCUGUUUUUACGUGUGUUUCAGGAGAGGGACCUUCAUUCUGGUCUGAUCGGUCCACUCUUGAUCUGUAAGGAAGGCACCCUUCGGACUCGUCAGAAAAGACAGCCAAACGUCCAGGAGUUCUCUCUUCUUUUCCACGUGUUUGAUGAAACGAAAAGCUGGUACAUGGAGGAAAACCUGCAGCGUCACUGUACACCACCCUGUGAGGUCAACACUGAGGACCCUUGGUACCACACCAGCAACAAAUUUGCAGGUGGAGACAUAACAAUGAGCUUUUGUCCUGUUUAAACAGAAGGCUCUUUUAAUUUUCUUUGAAUUAAUGCCGAUAUUUUCUCUUAGCAAUAAACGGUUAUGUGGCGGAGACACUUCCUGGCCUGAUGGCUGCUCAACACCAACAAGUUCGGUGGCACCUGCUUAAUGUGGGAAGUGAUGGAGAAUACCAUGCUGUACACUUCCACGGUGUGCCUUUCAUCGUUCACACAAAACAGGAACACCGUAUGGGGGUCUUUAAUCUCUAUCCUGGUAAGUACUCACACUAACUUACAUGUAAAGAUAAUUUUUUUAAUGAAUAAGAUUUUUAAAGCGUUCUGGCCUAGUAACAGUAGACCGAAGUUCUGUGAAAAGGUCGUAAGAGCAGUUUCAUGAGCAAAUACUGUGAGUCUUUUAAAGUAUCAGACAUUAUCUGACCAUCAAAGUAGUUAAGUAUAGUUUUUAUCAGUGUUUAAAGUCUGUUUGCACUCUGGUAACUCUUGAUCAUAAUUUCAUGUUUCUUGCAUUUUCUCAAUGUCACACAGGAGUGUUUGGUACAGUAGAGAUGAAGCCCCCUAAUGUGGGCACCUGGCUGGUGGAGAAUACCAUAGGAGAGUACCAGCUUGCCGGCAUGAGAGCAAAACUGCUGGUCCAUAAUCGAAGUAAGUGAUGGCUGUAAAAUUUCUAUGAUGAGUAUUUUUAGAACAUCCAUUUUCUACCGCAUAUACCCAUUGGGGGUCGUGGGGGGGGGGCUGGAGCCUAUCCCAGCACCUUCAGGUGAAGGCAGGGGACACCCUGGACAAGUCGCCAGUUCAUCACAGGGCUGACAUAUAGAGAUGAACGACCAUCUUUGAAAGUGGCCAAUUAACCUAACCCCACUUCUGCAUGAUUUUGGAAUGUGGGAGGAAACCUGGAGUACCUGGAGUAAACACAGGGAGCGUAGACACAGGGAGAACAUGCAAACUCCAUGUCCUGACCCGGAUUCAAACCUAGAACCUUCUUGCUGUGGGCAACAGUGCUAACCACUACACCACUGUGCUGCCCUUUUAGAGCAUUUAUGUUUCUAAAAUGUUUAUGAUGAAAAGUCUUCUGUAUAAUUGGAGUAAUAAUGCAGGACUUUCUGGAGGUGGUUCUCUUACCCCACAGUAGUGUCAGUCCCUUUGGUGUGCCUCAAACACAGGUCAAACAGGAUGAAACUCUCUCAUUUUGCUGUUUCCCCUGUUUUGCAUUUAGGGCCAGCCAUUGUUCAGCAGUUACUAUGAAGGGCCACAGUAUAAGCAGAAGUACUUAAAAGGCUGCCAGCCUUUGAUGAGCCCUGAGAAUCUGAGAUUAGAGUGAUAACACAUCAUGCUAAACUCUUGGUAACCUGUUAUGUUCCCAUGCUUAGUAAAAGGGUUGAGCCAAAUAAAUAUCAUUUGUCAGGUGUUUAAAUACAUGUUCUUUGUUGUAGAAGUCAGUCAAUCACCCAUCAAUUGAUCUUUUGUUUAAAAAGCACCAAUCCAAACAAAUGUUAUCUCAAGAUGCUUUGCAAAAAGAGCUGCUCCAGACCGUCCUCUUUAUUAUCUUUACAAAGACCUAACAUCAAGACAGGGCAGUGGAAAUGUACACUUGAUCGUGCUGUUAUAAAAAUCAAACUCAGAGCCCAGAUGAGACCCCACACAAAGGUUUAGUCAAGAACAGAUGAAGAAAUGUUGGAGUGUUUUGUGAGUGUAACAGCCUCAGCGAAAGAAACACUUUUGGACAUGAUCAACAGAGAAUGAUGUAGAUUUUGAAACGCCAAGUGCACUGCAUGAUUACUUACAGACACAUUACAAACUCUUGGCCUCCUUUGAGUUAUGUCAAAAUUUUUACCCCUAUUUUCUACACUGUGAAAUAGUUUGAAGUUGUGUAAUUGGUGGGGUUUUCAAUGGGGACUUCCCAGUUUUCUAGGCCAAGUACCUGAUGUAAAUCUAGUAGACAUGUAGAAUCACACGACUUCAUUUCCAGAAAUAUAACAUGUGAAAACAGACAGUGCAUAGUUCUGUGUGUUAAAAGUGAAAAAAAAAUAUUCUGGUUAUUCUGUCAUGCAGAGUGUUUUAUGCCUCUGGGGAUGAAGUCAGGAUGGAUCGAAGAUGCCCAGAUCACAGCCUCAGAUUACAUAGGUAAGAGUGUUUUAUUUUUUUUACUGAGUCCCAUCAUCCUACCAAGACCCUUGUUCAUUACAAAAAAGGGGUGCACAAAAUGUACUGAAAAAAGAAGUUGAGUUGAAAUCUUAACCCUGUUUUCAUAAAUGUUGUCAGAUAACUGGAAGCCAAGGCUGGCCAGACUGGAUCAGUCUGGUUAUAUCAAUGCUUGGAUGGGCAGGAACAAUCAAUCCUGGUUACAGGUAACUUAAAGGGGACAUUAUGUAGUUCUCAAUGUGCCAAAUAUAAGAUCUGGAUCAAUAACUGAAUAAAUAAACAUAGUAAAGUGAAAUUGAGAUCCAACAUGUGUGUUUUCAGGUAGACCUGCUGAGGCCCACUCUGCUGCAUGGUGUGCAGACACAGGGGGUCAGGGCCAGUCUAAGGGACCACUUCACCAGAAUCUUUACCAUUUCCUACAGUCUGGACCAGGAGACCUGGACCACCUACAGAGGAAACAACACAAAGCAGGAACAUGUAUGUCAUCUGCUGUCGAGGUUGCAUACAGUACAUCUGUCAGGGUCAGGGUUACCAAGUGACAGCCAAAAGAAGAGAUAUAGACUGUGUAUCAAGAGGCUUCAACAGCUUUUGCAUGACAUUUUUACAUUGUAAGAUAAAUUCCUACAUGUGCAAAUAGUUCGCUGCAGGGUUUGCUUGGAGUCUCUGAGUAAAAAAACAAGAGAAACAGUUGGUCCUCUACUGAAUAGCAUAAUCCCUUCCUUAGUAUGAUGAAGAUAGUAAUUGAUCUGAAGUGUAUGUCCAUAAAAGCCUGACAUAAACCCUAUUUCUGCUCUAUUUCAGAGAUUUCAUGGCAACUUGGACAGCUCCAGAGUGAGACAAAACUACAUAAUUCCGCCAAUUGUUGCCCGCUUCGUCAGGAUUCAGCCGAGAGAUUAUAGGCAGAAGCCUGCUUUGAGACUGGAACUGAUGGGCUGUGAUCUGAACAGUGAGUUGCAGCUGACUUUAAAGCUGAGCUAAUUUUACCACUUAAAUGCACUGAGAAUGUUGUCCCACUCCAAUUGUUUUUUUUUUUUUUUUUUUUUUUUUUUUACUACUUUAAGCGUUAUCAGUGGUUGUUAAAUUGUGAUUAUGAGGUUUUUAGCCAAAAUCACAUUACCUGUGUCGUUUUUAAGAGCUUUUUUUCUGCAGAGCUCCAGUAGCUCAUUAGCAGUUUGAGUCGUGGGCGGAAACAGCGCUGCUCUGCACACUCCUUUUCAUGCUAGCUUGUAGCCCAACAUUGUCAGUGUAGUAGAAGUGGCAGGUAACAUAGGAGCUAUUCAACUCUCAGAUACGUAUGUCUUUAGGGGCAUGAUGAAAGCUAAUAUCAUUAUUAGCUUUUUUAUGAGCACUGCUACCCACUAACGCAGGCGCUUGUCCACGAUUGUCCUCUCUACUUCCCUGAGUCUGGCCUGCAUAGCGGGGCUCCAGGGGCGGAGCUUGUAGUUAUGACAUAGGAAAUCUCACUGUGUCUGAGCCUGCAGUUUGGGUCUGCCAGAGAUUCACAGCGAUUUGAAUGCAGAGAUACUCAGAAAUGCAAUUUCGCACUUAGUUUUCCCAUGAUUUGUCCUACAACAUCAGAAAAAUGCCAUUUGAACAUGUAGACAACAAGAAAAAUAUGAUUUUCAUCUGAGUGGGUCCUUUGUGGUCUUUAUUGAAUUUCCCUUCAGGGAUCAAUAAAGUUCGUCUUAUUCUCUUAUUCUUAUUCUUAACGUGUGUGUUUGUGUGUUUUCAGGCUGCUCUCUGCCUCUUGGGCUGGAGAAGAGUCACUCUUUUGCAAUUCCAGACAAAAACAUAACUGCCUCCUCACAUUAUUCAUACCUGCUGCGGCGCUGGGAACCCCAUCUCGCCCGCCUUCAUUUAGAAGGUAGUGUCAAUGCCUGGAGGCCAAAGGUGAGCACUAUUUAUGCAAUUUUAGUUUUCAAACACAAAUGUGUAGCUCUGAAAAUGUUCCUAUAGGCUGUUUGAUACAAAGCAAAAGGAUGUGACAUUUCAUUAGCUUAGGAGGAAGAGUUAAAGCAGGAGGAAACAGCUAGUUUAACUUGCUGGUUCAAAGUUUUUAGUUUGGAGGGCUGGAUUAGCUCAUUUGGUAGAACAGGCCUCCCAUGUACAGAGUCCACGUCACACUGAACACAAGAAUGGUCAGGAUUGGUUUCAUUCCAUAUUCAUUCUCUUUCCACAGUUUUUGUUUCUAACUAGAAAACCAUCCAUUAAAAAACUUUCAGAGAAAAAUCUAAUUUUCAAGUCCAUUUUUUUGUUCAUUUUACUUUUUCCUAUCUAGCAUAGAUGCCUUGCUGUGCUUUGAAUUGCUUUUGUACAUUGCCAUGAAGUUUCCCUGCAGGGACUCUUGACAAAAAGCUUAAUGAUUUCAGAGAAAUGUGCUGUUGCCUCAUGUGAGAGUCACUGUUGACUCAAAGUUCAAUCUUUAACCAAACCAACAAUAUCAGUAUUCAAGUUAAGGCACCAAAGGCAUUUUUUGGUGAAAACGUGGGUUAAAUUAAGAUACUAAGUCAUACAACCCAAACUGUGCUUAAACAAGAAUACUGGUCUUCUGGGUGAAAGUCAUGUUUGAGGGAUUAUCUGCAGCACUCUGAGAUCACUGCAGAAAGAGUGAAACUGACUGAGAACACAAUCACAUGGAUAUGUAAGCCUAGGACAAUACUGCUGCAAAGUGAACCUCACCUUGUUGGCAUGACACAUCAGUAGAUAGUGUCAUGUGUGCUGAUACUGAUAACAAACGUUUUAAGAUUUUAUCUGCUUUAUGGUGAAAAAUGAAACUCAGUGAACAAAUGAACCCUUAUUACCUUUUCACCCCUCUCUGUUUUCCUAAUUAUUAAGCUUUGUAGUUCCCCCCCUUCUCCACCUCCUCAGCUUAUCUUUAUCACACUCUGCAGCACUGAUUCCAGAGGUGUGACUUUUCCCUUCUGUCAAGCUUUGGAGCUGUUAUUGUAGUUCACACUCCAAACAGCAGCACUUGUGAUCUAUGGACAGAGGUCAAUCACUGUGGGCUGAAUAUUAUCUGGACAAUGACCUUCAAAAGGCUGCAAUGAAAACAGACAGACAAGGUUAUGUAACUUAAGUCUUAACAGGAAAAUAUUCUAUUUUAGAUUUCAAAAUAAAAGUUUUUUGUGGGACUCUUUCUGUAGUUGUGCACCUCUUUUCUUCACAGUAAAAACCUCAAGUUUUCAAGAAUGAUAGGCCAAACCUUAAGCGCCCACACUUACAGCUCAUCUGGUUCUGCCCUGUGCUACCACAUUAUGUCAGUGGAAAUGAGUGGAAAAAAGACGAACUGCCAGAGAACAUUAUCCUGGUUUAUAAGUUUCUGAGUCAUCCCAGAGUUACGUGGGAGAGGAAGCAGUGAGCUGCUCCCUUUGGCAAUGGCUUCAUCUGCUUGUAUGUUUUCCCUUUGUUUUGGCUACUUGUAUUUCAUGCAGAAGAUGUUAUCAAUUUAUUUCAGCUUCAUGAGACAUCCCUCGUUUUAUUGCAAGUAUUAAAGUCAUAUCCCUCACUCAAGUCAUACUAAGUCAGGCCAUCAUGUUCUUCUGCAAAGAACAUCUUACCGUCAAAGAGAUGAUGAACUUGGCUGAGGGUUUUUCUUCCAAAGUGAAUGAAGACAUUAAUUCCAUUAUUUUAUUUUAUUGUUACAUGUGGACCAGCUGAAACAUCUGGGGGUUAAGAAUCUUAAUAAAUAAAAGAAGCACCUUUGGUCCUGUCUGAUGCCUGUGCUAGUGUAGCUGUAUAAGGUUGUUGUUUUUGUUUGCUAUUAUUGUUUCACAUCUUCAUGUCUUACUCCCUUUUUUAACCCAGAACAACAACCCCCAUGAGUGGCUGCAGGUUGACUUGGGGACUGUUAAACGCAUCACAGGAGUCAUAACCCAGGGAGCACGAUCAAUGUUGACCCAAAUGAUGGUGACAGAGUUCUCUGUCACUUUCAGCCGCGACGGACGCUCAUGGAGCAGCGUGUUAGAGGAAAGCUCCCAAAGAGAAAAGGUACAUCUUUUAUUAUAUUCAGGAAUGAGGAUGAAUUUGCUUGACUCAUCUGUAGAUUAAUGUUUUAGCAUGUAUCAGUCACAAACCCCUAUCUUUUUUCUCUUUAUUCUUUCUUCCUCAGAUCUUCCAAGGAAAUAACGAUGCAGAGGAAGAGGCUUUCAACGUGUUUAAAACCCCUCUGUUUGCCCAGUUCCUGCGCAUCCACCCACGGGGAUGGAUUAAUGACAUUGCUCUGCGCUUUGAGCUGCUUGGCUGUGACACCCAGCAGUAACUCUGACAUAUGUGGCUUACCUAACCAAUAGCAUUAAGCAGCAUUUUAGUUGCAAAAUAUAUCCUUGUUUUAUUUUGAUGUCAUUGCUCUGGCAAGGGAUAAAAAAAAAAUGUUAUUUUUUUAUGUAGAGCACUUCAAAGUUAUGUAGUUGAUAUGACUUGUUAAAAAAGAAUCACUGAAGUGUUAUCAGUUUUGACCCUUUUCUUAUCAUGUUUUUUGGUUAUUUAUCAUCGAAUAAAGGGUUUUUGUUGCUCCUUUGCAAAGUUUGAUGUUGUGAUGUAAAAAAGGAAAAGUUUAUUGUAAGAUAUGCGUUUAAAAAGGGCAAGAAUGCCACUAAAUAUCUUGAGCCGUACAGUAUUUUCUACUCCAAGCAGAACUUGGUUCUUGUAAAUAUUUCAGACUCAGAUGGAUGUAUAAACUUUGAGUGGUUGAUGUAUAUUGUUGGAUAAGUUUGUAUUUAUCUAUUCCUAUGCUGUCCUUGAAUUUAUAUAAAUGAUAAACUUCUAAUGA
Molecule: messenger RNA, 18081 nt
Organism: Xyrichtys novacula (pearly razorfish)
Lineage: Eukaryota; Metazoa; Chordata; Actinopteri; Labriformes; Labridae
Source: the annotation of a GenBank genome assembly